This is a messenger RNA of Plodia interpunctella (Indianmeal moth), 913 nucleotides long. RefSeq lists its product as uncharacterized. NCBI's taxonomy places the organism in Eukaryota, Metazoa, Arthropoda, Insecta, Lepidoptera, Pyralidae. Bases 120 to 878 code for a protein of 252 amino acids. The record is from RefSeq and is a predicted model, not a curated record. The transcript has 6 exons.
GUAAUAAAAACCCAUUGUAUUUCGAUAGCAGUGCUUUUUAUUGCACAAAAUAAUAAAACAAAAAACAAUAAAACAUUUGCAAUGAAGAAUGCAAGACGAAAAAUAAUACAAGUAUCAGAAUGGGGGGUUUUAUUAUAGGCAUAACAUAUUUUUGUAUUGUUUGUUUAUGUUGCAUUCAUUGUGCGAAGUAUGACUUAGACGUUGAAUCUCAGAAGCUUUUUGGAGAAGACUUGAAAGGAGCUUUAAAGCGUUUCAGAAGAUCGUAUGAAUAUCUCAAAAUUUUACAAGAGCGGCAAAACAAUAUGGCUCAAGACGUGGUAGAUUCGUACACAUACAUAGACGCUUAUUAUGUACCAAUUAUGCAUAAGAAAAUAAAAGAAAUGUUGGGAGUAAAAGAUGAUGAAGAGGAGACGAAAAAAACUACUUCAACGACGACUACAACUACAGCUCCGCCUCCAGCUGAUACAACUACACCUGAGAAACAACCAGAACGCAAAAAACACGACGAAGAAGAAGAAAUGACAGACGUACAAAAGUUGGACGAUUAUGUGUCUAACUCAGCCAGGAUCCUGACUGUACCUGAGAUCAAUUCUUUUGCCAAUCUAGGUUUCGAAUUCGCUGGGAAACUGAUCCACGGGAUGAUAGGCAACUUGGGUGGUGCCAGUCAAGAGGAGACGGAGAAGUACUCCAAGGGUGCAGACUCGUCGGGCAGCAAGGGGGCGCCAGCCAAUGGAAGCAAACAACAUAAUGCGCAUAAGGUAACAAAUGACGGUUCAACAGUACACGGCCCUGUCGAGCAGAAGGCCACACAAGAUGACACCAGAUAUCGGGCUAAUGACAAGACGGCGCGCGAUGAAGAUUUGUCUGCGAAUGAUUAACGUCAUCCACGGAACGACGUCAUGUUGUGUUAUAC